CCUGAGGGAGGGAGGGACCCUCUUAGUGUCCAUGGAGACUUUUUACAACGACACGCGGAACCAGCGGCAGGACCAGAGCCAGCACCCGGUGGUCACGGCGGCAGCGGACAGCCCCGCGCACGGGAGCGACCUCAGCCUCCGCGCGCUCACCGGAUGCGUCCUGUGCGUCCUGAUCGUGUCCACGCUUCUGGGGAACGCGCUGGUGUGCGCCGCCGUCAUCAAGUUCCGCCACCUGCGCUCCAAAGUCACUAAUGCCUUCGUCAUCUCUUUGGCCGUGUCCGACCUGUUCGUGGCCGUGCUCGUGAUGCCGUGGAGGGCCGUGUCCGAGGUGGCCGGUGUCUGGCUGUUCGGCCGCUUCUGCGACACGUGGGUGGCGUUCGACAUCAUGUGCUCCACGGCCUCCAUCCUCCACCUGUGCAUCAUCAGCAUGGACCGCUACUGGGCCAUCUCCAGCCCGUUCCGCUACGAGCGCAGGAUGACGCGCAGGUUCGCGUGCGUGAUGAUCGGCGUGGCGUGGACGCUGUCUGUGCUUAUCUCCUUCAUCCCCGUGCAGCUCAACUGGCACCGCGCGGGCGCGCAGAACGCCACGGACCCGGGGGACUGCAACGCGAGCCUGAACCGCACCUACGCCAUCUCCUCCUCCCUCAUCAGCUUCUACAUCCCCGUCCUCAUCAUGGUGGGCACGUACACGCGCAUCUUCCGCAUCGCGCGCACGCAGAUCCGGCGGAUCUCCUCGUUGGAGAGGGGCUGCCGCGCGGCACACCGGCGGCGCCGCGCCUCUGCGCACGAGGAGAGCUCGCUGAAGACUUCCUUCCGCCGCGAGACCAAAGUGCUGAAGACGCUGUCGGUCAUCAUGGGCGUGUUCGUGUUCUGCUGGCUGCCGUUCUUCGUGCUCAACUGCAUGGUUCCGUUCUGCCGCCUGGAGCGCCUGCGCGCGCCGCCGUGCGUCAGCGACACCACGUUCAGCGUGUUCGUGUGGUUCGGCUGGGCCAACUCGUCCCUGAACCCGGUCAUCUACGCCUUCAACGCCGACUUCCGGAAGGCCUUCUCCACCAUCCUGGGCUGCAGCCGCUACUGCGCCACCUCGGCGGUGGAGGCGGUGGACUUCAGCAACGAGCUGGCGUCCUACCACCAUGACACCACCCUGCAGAAGGAAGCGUGCGCCGCGCCGGCGGAACUCGAGCGCGACUUCGAUAAAGUUUCGGCCACUUCCGGUGAUUCCCGGAACCGCCGGAACUUGCUGCUGCCCGCCAUCCUGCGGCACGAGUGCGAGGCCGAGAUCUCUCUGGACAUGAUGCCCUUUGGACACGAUGCACCGGCAGACUGUUACGCGAUCCCGGGUCAAGUCCAGGACCUGUGAGCGACCGGGGUUGACCUUUGACCUUCUGCUUGUAACUUUAAACGAGAGGAGAGGAUUUUUUCCUGUUGUCAGAUCGUUUCAGUGUGGACGAUUUUUCCCAUCAAACAUUUGAGAGGAUGUAAAAAAACGGAUACUCAUUAUCAUCAUCAUCAUCAUCAUCAUCGUGGUCUUCAGCGGCGGCUGGGACCUGCUGUGGAGCUCAGACCUCCCGAUGGAAGGCAGGUCGUCCUAUGUUUGUCACUCUGAGCUCUGCUCUGCUCAUCCCCAAUAUUCCAACGUCUGCACGUAAAAACAGAGAUGACAGAGUUUGUCCGAGUCUUUGGACCGCCUUACCGUUUCCUGUUAACACUCUUCAUACAUUAAAGUCUUUGCUUGAGACUCACUUCGACUCUCUUUCAUUUGGACCAAACCUCCACAGCUCUGGUUCCUCUGGUACUUUCCCUUCCACCACCUGAAGCUCGAGAAGAUCUGGCAAAAAUCACAAAUCCAAAAUGAUCCAUUGAGCCAAACAGGCAGUGCUGUGUUUGAUGUUCUCACCACACAUUUGUUGGAUUUCUCCUCAAAUCUGAAUUUUAAAAAACAAACCUCGUCCUGCUUCAUGCUCACUGAGUUUAUUCUUCUAAAUCCUGAUGUCAAUGUUCAACUUCAUGAUUGAUCACACAGACCAACAACCAGUCAGUUGCUGCUACCACGACACAAUGACAUAUACUCUUACUGCCAUAUUUUGGUGUCUGGUAUUUCGGACACUGCACUGAGGAUGUGUUUGUGUAUUACAGUCCAUGCAGGGAUUCAGGGGGGUUUGUAAUGAAAUAAGUGAAACAGACACAAUUUACAUGUUUAUGACUUUUUUUUCUCUGCAAAAAGAAAAGUGAUAAACAAGCUUUAAAAUAAUUCAUCCCGUGUGAGUUUACAUCAGCACUGUGAAAAGAUUUUUGUGUCACUGAGUUUUCAGUUUAUAGUAAAAUGUAAAAUUGUGUUUAUAGUAACCUUCACAGGUUUUUUCUCUCACGGUUAAACCGAUAACUCUUUAAAGGUACUUCUUUCCUUAAGUAGAUCAAUUUAAUCAAACUCCAGCAUUUGUUCAAGAAUCCUUCAUCUUUGUUUGAAUCUGCAGCUGCUGAACAACAACACUGUGCACUUAAUAACAGACACAUAUAAGGUUAAAUAUCCCAGGAACAUGAGGAUUGUCUGUCAGAGACUUUAAAUGGCACCAAGCUAACGGGCUGAAUGUCGGGAAUGAGGGGAAAAUCCGUCCUGAUUGUUUUCUGCUCUGGUUAGUGACACUCUGUCUGGAUGGCACACAUCAUCACACAUAAACUAAUAAAGUUUUGUGUG
Molecule: messenger RNA, 2695 nt
Organism: Oreochromis aureus
Lineage: Eukaryota; Metazoa; Chordata; Actinopteri; Cichliformes; Cichlidae
Product: D(1)-like dopamine receptor
Exons: 1
Coding region: 32-1360 (442 amino acids)
Biological process (GO): adenylate cyclase-activating adrenergic receptor signaling pathway
Cellular component (GO): membrane
Molecular function (GO): G protein-coupled receptor activity
Source: RefSeq, a predicted model, not a curated record